Messenger RNA from Setaria italica (foxtail millet), 1397 nucleotides. Its product is annotated as plastid-lipid-associated protein 6, chloroplastic. The record is from RefSeq and is a predicted model, not a curated record. NCBI's taxonomy places the organism in Eukaryota, Viridiplantae, Streptophyta, Magnoliopsida, Poales, Poaceae. Bases 257 to 1102 code for a protein of 281 amino acids. The transcript has 3 exons.
GCGCCACUCCCCUCCGCUGCCCACCACCACAAAAUUUCUUCCACCACGACGCGUCAUAUCCUCCCAAAAGAAAAGCUCACGAUUUUCCUGUCACCUUCCUUCUUCAAGAACGCCAUGGAAAUCUCGCGUGCUCCCCGCGACGGCUUCUUCUUCUUCCCGCAACUUCCCACGCUCUAAACCGAAGGUAAGUAACGCACAGCACCACCGGGACUUGCUCGCUUUCCAUCGCUCUGCUCCUACGACCUUGUCUGUCUCCAUGGCCAUGGCCGCGCCGUGGUCGUCGCCGUCUUGCUGCCCCGCCACCGCGUCGACAAGCGCUCCGCGGCUGCUUGGCCCGCGGAGCCUCCGGGGCGCGGCCUCCUUGGCUGGUUCCAGCAGCAGGAGCUGCAAGCUGCCGCGGCGGCGGCAGCUGUCCGUCUGCGCCACGGCGGCCGCGCCGCCGCCGCCCGUGGACUACGCGGGCAACAGCAACGCCAGCACCGACGCCGACUACGUGGCCUCGCUCAAGGUCAAGCUGCUGAGCGCGGUGUCUGGGCUGAACCGGGGCCUGGCGGCGAGCCAGGAGGACCUUGACCGCGCGGACGCGGCGGCGCGGGAGCUGGAGGCGGCGGGCGGCGGGCCCGUCGACCUCAACAAGGACCUCGACCGGCUGCAGGGCCGGUGGCGGCUGGUGUACAGCAGCGCCUUCUCGUCGCGGACGCUCGGCGGCAGCCGGCCCGGCCCGCCCACCGGCCGCCUCCUCCCCAUCACGCUCGGCCAGGUGUUCCAGCGGAUCGACGUCGUCAGCCGCGACUUCGACAACAUCGUCGAGCUCGAGCUCGGCGCGCCCUGGCCGCUCCCGCCCGUCGAGGCCACCGCCACGCUCGCGCACAAGUUCGAGGUCGUCGGGACGUCGGGCAUCAAGAUCAAUUUCGAGAAGACGACGGUGAAGACGAAGGGGAGCCUGUCGCAGCUGCCGCCGCUGGAGGUGCCGCGGAUCCCCGACAACCUCCGGCCGCCGUCCAACACCGGGAGCGGCGAGUUCGAGGUGACGUACCUCGACGACGACACGCGCGUCACCCGCGGGGACAGGGGCGAGCUCCGGGUCUUCGUCAUCGCGUGAGCUUGGCGUCUGAUGGCAGGCACGGCCACGAAGUGAGACCGCGAUCCUUGCUUGCUGUGCUGUCGGUUUGUUCUAGCUGCUUGCCGUUGAACGCUCUUCUGCAUCUCUGAAUCUCUGACCGUUUUGUAGCAAUCUGCUGUGGCAUCCCGUGAUGUAGUACAAUUGGUAGUAGAAUUGGAGCAUUCAUGUAGAGUGUGGAAAAUAAGAAAAAAAUGCGGCCGUUUUGCAGUUUGCACUUGUUCAUGUGUGGAGUUGCGCAUUGCAAUUUGCAAAGCAGUCGCGGUUUGUUUCUGCA